GAAGAAUUGAGAGAGAAGUGGCAGAGACUGCUAAGAAAUGGAACAGUAUCCGAUUUGAAAAACUUCCAAAUAUUUUUGAAUGAUGAAGCUGUUAUUUUAGAGGCUACUAAAUCCACUGAUUUAUUGGGAUCAUCUACAUCGUCAGAAGCCUCCUCACGUAAGCAGUUUGGGAAAUCGAAACCAACUAUGGGAAAUUACAAGGCUUCAGCUAUGAUUGUUAAAUCGAAAUCGGGCGAGCUGAAAUGUAUUGAAUGUAAUAAUUCUCAUGAACUGGAAAAUUGUGAAGUGUUCUUGAAUCUCAAACCAUCUGAUAGAUUAAAACGUGUAAAAGAAUGGAAACUAUGUAUCGGCUGUUUAUUGGCAGGGCACUUUAUUAGAGAUUGUAGAAGAAGGAAGCCGUGCAGUCACUGUAAUUCGCGUCAUCACUCGCUCCUCCAUUUAGAGCCGAGACAGCCGCCUGUCGAAAACACCAACACAUUGGCCGGUAAUAAACAAAUGAGCAGGGUAGACGUGCACGACGUCGCUGAUCAAAGCCAUCAGACAUUUGUUACUGACUCAGCGAAGAAAGUAUUUUCGAACGUAAAUAGUUCCUCAGUAUUGUUACCAACUGUUAAAUUGGGAGUUCGAGGUAAUCAAGGCAAUUAUCAUAAGGUCAAAGUAUUAUUAGAUAGUGCAAGCACCGAGUCAUUCAUUACAAGGCGAUGCAUGAAAAAACUGGGUUUAGUGGUACAGAAAACACAUAGUUUGCCAAUCUAUGGAUUAUCUGAUACUAAACUGGAAGUGACAGAUGAAAUUACUAACUGUGAAUUUGAAAUACCGAACUCCCCUUCAUUAAAAAUUACUGUGUCGGGAGUCAACAAAAUAGCAGCUACAAAUCAGAUAAAAAAUGCGUACUGGGCACAUAUUGAAGGACUGGAGCUAGCAGAUUCUGAAUUUUUCCUCUCAGAGGAGGUUGAUAUUUUAUUGGGUGCUGAAUACUUCCCCUUCAUUCUGACUGGAAGAAAGGUGAUUGGUCCAGCGGGUACACCAUCUGCCCUAGAAACAGUAUGGGGCUACUGCCUGAUGGGUAAGGUAUCAGAGGAGAGUUCUACUAUCUCAAAUAAUCUGUGCAUGUAUUCCAAUGCUAAUUCAGAAGAGUUGGUGAAGCGAUUUUGGGUCGUAGAAGAGCCACCUAGGACAAAAAAAUUAUUGGAAAGUGAAAUGGCUUGUGAGGAGAUAUACAAAUCAACUGUUUGUCGUUUGAAUACUGGUAGAUACAUUGUAGAAUUACCAUCCAAGGAAACAAAUACGAGGGAGAUAUCGGGAUAUCUUGAAGUUAAAACUAAUGUCGGAGAAAAUGUUACCAUGAUUCGAGAAGAAGAAUUGGGAGAUAAUUUAGAAGAAGUUCCAGGUAAACAAGGUAUAGCCUUCAACAGUUAUUUACCGAUCAACGGUAAUUUAGGGAAAGAGUUAAAAGUGAUUCAUAGUCCACAUGAAAUCAAACCAAUGGGAAGACCCAUACUGAAAAAGGAAAUUGGAGAAGAUGUUUUUGAAAGGGAGAAACGAAAUUUGGAAGAGUUAGAUGAUGAUAGACAGGAUAAUGUUGAAAUAAAAUGGACAAAAUCCGAAAAGGGAGAAGAAAUGAAAGAGUAUACUCUAACAACUAUGUCGUAUGGUGUAUCAUCAUCGCCAUUUCUUGCCAUUUGUACUACGCAUCAGUGUAUUGAAGUUCAAAAAGUGCUUUCAAAAAUUAUAAACAUAGAUUAUAUUGCAGCUUGGACUUAUUCAACUGUGGCAGUGAGUUGGAUUCAGUCUUCACCUCAUCGUUGGGCUAGGUUUGUGGCAAAUCGUGUAAGUCAAGUACAGGAACACCUGUCUACAGAGCAAUUCAGAUAUGUGUCAACCGAAUGUAAUCCAGCUGAUUGUGCUAGUCGAGGACUAUUUCUCAAUGAAUUAAUUGGUAAUUCUCUGUGGUGGAAUGGGUCUGAUUGGUUAGACAAACCACUGGAGUGCUGGCCACACCAAACCCACGGUAAUGAUGAUGAAAAUUCCAUACAGAUUGAAUUGGAAGCAAGAAAAAUUACACUAGCAACACAGAGUAAAGACUCAGAGGAAUCAAUUCAAUCGGUGAAAUUGAGAAAUCGAUGGAGUUUACUCAAAAGAAUUGUAUCCUCAUUCUGGAAACGUUGGCAAUUGGAGUAUGUAUCUAGUUUGCAAACCCGAACAAAAUGGUACAGAAAACAUAGUAAUGUUAACAUUGGACGUAUGGCUCUCUUAAAGGAAAGUAACCUACUCCCUCUUCACUGGAGACUUGGUCGAAUAACGAAGAUAUUCCUUGAACAGGAUGGAAUUGUGAGAGUGGUGGAGGUACAGACUGCAAAAGGAAGUCUCACCAGUCUGUCAAUAGGGUAUGUCUCCUCCCUAUUGAUGAAGAUUAGGCCUUAUUGAAGGGAACUUCAAUAAGUUUUAGUGGUUAGUUUUUUUGUUUCUCGUUUUAUGUGUGGGAAAGGUUCCCAAGUUGCUUUGUUUCUUGUUUUUAUUCUAUAUUAGCUGUAUAUAGUCAUUUAUUUCUCGUCCCAUCCUCUCCUUUCCGUGGGCCUCCUACUCCUUUUUUUUAAGUCUCCUCAAGGGCCCCUGAGGAGUGAAGAUAUUUUCCUUUUUUUCCCUAGUCUCCCUAGUAGGGUUCGUUAUAGGUGGUUUUUUGUUUUUUGUUAUUGGAAGUUCUUCCAAGGUGGGCGGAAUGUUCGGACGUUAUAUGAAUGUUCCCCUUUGUCUGGCGUUGUGUGGUGGAGGGGGCAAUUAUAUGGUGAUGCGCAAAGCAAAAUUGUGGCCAGUUGCCGUUUGCCAGCCAACCGAACAGCUCACUUCUCGUAAUGUCGAUUUUUUGCAAAGUGAUUUAUUGAUUUAUUGUGAUUUAUUACAAGUGUCGUCUCGUCUCAUAUCGUGAUCUGGACCCGGGAUCCUGGAAGCAAGGAGGAUUUGGACAUGAAGAGACAUUAUCACCCUGUUGUAUGCAAAAUUUCUGACCAUCUAAUAAAAAACUUGCCUACAACCGGUGAGGGGACUCUAGCACCAGAGAUUGGUAAAU
Molecule: messenger RNA, 3067 nt
Organism: Nilaparvata lugens (brown planthopper)
Lineage: Eukaryota; Metazoa; Arthropoda; Insecta; Hemiptera; Delphacidae
Exons: 2
Coding region: 187-2427 (746 amino acids)
Source: RefSeq, a predicted model, not a curated record